CUGUGCUUCCAAGAACCUCAGCAGGUAAAAUUAGCACGCAAACAUGAUCACUGAGAAAUUAUAUUCUCUGGAGCUUUGUUGUAAACAGCUAAAACCUGAAGGCAGAAUUUUUGUACAUGGCCGAAACGAAGAGUGGCUUUAGUAGCGUAUGCAAAGAAUGGGCGAAAAUGAUCAGCUCAGAAUGUCGUCUGAGGAGGAAGACCAGCCAGAGACCCUCACCGGCUCCCCGUGGUCUUGGAUACCAUUGAUGAAAGAUCCUGGUUGGAUUCGAAAUGUCUGGACUCGCAACCUAAACGUCCAAACCAUGAAUUACGUUGGACAGUUAGCAGGGCAAGUAUUUGUGACUGUGAAGGAGCUCUACAAGGGACUGAACCCAGCCACACUGUCUGGAUGUAUAGAUAUAAUUGUAGUACGUCAGCCAGAUGGAAAUCUUCAAUGUUCCCCUUUCCAUGUACGCUUUGGGAAAAUGGGAGUCCUACGUUCUAGGGAGAAAGUGGUUGACAUAGAAAUUAAUGGAGAGGCUGUAGAUUUGCACAUGAAACUAGGAGACAAUGGAGAGGCCUUUUUUGUGCAGGAGAUGGAUAAUGAUCAGGAGGUAAUUCCUUUUCAUCUCUCCACGUCUCCUAUUCUGUCUGAGGGAACUGCUUUAAUGGAAGCUCAGCUGAAGAGGAACUCUAUAGACAGAAUAAGAAACCUGGACACCGGUGCACCCUCACAAGUACCACCUCAAGCCUAUGGAUCUCAGCCUUCUACUGAAACAUCUUCAGGCUGUAGCUCUGUGAAAAAAAGGAGGAAAAAGAGGAGGAAGUCUACCCAUAAAUUAGAUAGCUUAAAAAGAGAAGACAAUGGAGACACGUCAGAAGAUGAGGACAUGUUUCUUAUAGAGAUCAGCUCAGAGGAAGAAAAAGAACCACUGGACAAUUCAAGAGUCCCUGUUCCAGAUGUCUGUGUUGAUGAAGUGUCUAAUACAAAGGCUCCUGCAGCUUCUACAUUUUCUCAGUCUACAUCUUACCCCCAUUCAGAUGGAGAAUGGUCACCUAUUCAAAGUAAACCUAUAGAUUGCACAGGGCAAUCCUCUCUUCUCAGUGUUCCAGCAGACGGAGGCCUAUCUAACUCUUGUCCUCAACAGUCUUCUCACUUUCCUCCUCCAGACAGCCCCUCAGAUUCACGCCCUCCUACUCCCCAAAGUGACUCAGAAUUAGUCAGUAAGCCUGCGGACAGAAGUGGACUGAAGAAUAAUCCCCACAUGCACUGGGCCUGGGGAGAACUACCUCAGGCUGCAAAGGCCAGUUCUGUGCUCAAAGCAAAGGAACCCAGUGUGGUGGAUGUAAAUCCUUCAGAAAGCACUCACUUUCGGGUCAUCCAAAGUUCUCCUGUAGAGGAGUUUAACACUGUGUCUCCUCUACCUGCCAUUGGAGAAGCAGGUGCAACAACUGGGGAUGACAGUGAGCCCUUACCAGCUGAGACAAAUAAGCCAGAGAUAGAGUCUCCAGGAGCAGCUGUACCAUCACUGCCUGCCAGUGAAGAAAUAAAACAAGCUACAGCUUGCUCGGCCCAAUCAGCUGGCAAGACAGAUUCCCCUUCCAGAAAGAAAGACAAACGAAGCCGUCAUCUUGGUGCUGAUGGUGUCUAUUUAGAUGACCUCCCUGACAUGGAACCAGAAGUUGCUGCACUUUAUUUCCCCAAGAAUGGGGAUACUGCCCAAAGCAAGAACACGAACGACAUGGGGCCGCGGUCCGCCAGUCAAUCUCCGCAGUCUGUCGGGAGCUCAGGUGUUGACAGUGGAGUUGAAAGCACCUCGGAUGGAAUUCGAGAUUUGCCCUCCAUUGCCAUUUCUCUCUGUGGAGGCCUUACUGACAACAAAGAGAUAACCAAAGAAGAGUUCUUAGAACAUGCAGUAACAUAUCAGCAGUUUGUGGACAAUCCUGGUAUCAUUGAUGACCCUAACCUCGUGGUUAAGAUUGGAAAUAAGUACUACAACUGGACGACAGCUGGUCCCCUUCUGCUGGCAAUGCAGGCAUUCCAGAAACCUUUGCCAAAGUAUUCAUGCUUAAGUUACUUCAGAGCAGCUCUGGAUACCAUUAGAUUUUGCUUUAGUAGAAUUUAUGGUCCACAGACAGCCACUGUGGAAUCUAUAAUGAGGGACAAGAUGCCCAAAAAAGGUGGAAGGUGGUGGUUUUCAUGGCGAGGGAGGAACAGCACUAUUAAAGAGGAAACAAAGCCCGAGCAAGGUAUGAGCGAGAGCAGACUUACAGGAGCAGGCUCUUCACAAAUGAGCAUGGCAAACAGAAUAAAAGAUGAAUCUUCUUCAAGCGAUGAAGACCCUAGAGCUGCCAAACAAAACCUCGGGUCAUUACAAACCAACUCAAGUCAUCUCUCAUUAUUGUCUGGAAUCAGUUACAAAAAAACACUUCGACUCACUUCUGACCAGCUUAAAAGCUUAAAGCUCAAGAAUGGCCCCAACGAUGUGACCUUUAGUGUUACAACACAGUAUCAGGGCACUUGCCGCUGUGAAGGCACCAUUUACCUGUGGAACUGGGAUGAAAAAGUUAUUAUUUCUGACAUCGAUGGAACAAUCACACGGUCAGAUACUUUAGGUCAUAUUUUGCCAACUCUUGGGAAAGACUGGACACACCAAGGGAUUGCAAAGCUGUACCAUAAAGUGAGCCAAAACGGGUAUAAAUUUUUGUACUGCUCAGCACGUGCUAUUGGAAUGGCAGACAUGACCAGAGGAUACUUGCAUUGGGUCAACGAGCGAGGGACGGUGCUGCCUCAAGGGCCACUGUUGCUGAGUCCAAGCAGCUUAUUCUCAGCUUUUCACAGGGAGGUGAUAGAAAAGAAGCCAGAAAAAUUUAAAGUUCAAUGUUUGACAGACAUCAAAAAUUUGUUUUAUCCUAACACAGAACCCUUUUAUGCCGCUUUUGGAAACAGACCUGCUGAUGUUUAUUCAUACAAACAGGUGGGAGUUUCUUUAAACAGAAUAUUUACAGUUAACCCCAAAGGAGAACUUAUACAAGAGCAUGCAAAGACAAACAUCUCAUCCUAUGUCAGACUAUGUGAAGUGGUAGACCACAUUUUCCCUUUGUUGAAAAGAAGCCAUUCUUCAGACUUCCCUUGUUCUGAUACCUACAGUCAGUUCACCUACUGGAGAGAACCUCCGCCGCCUUUUGAAACUCAGGACACACAUCCAUCCUCGUCUUAACGGCACCUCCACAUGGUUGGCCUCAGCUCAAAGAAGGUGUUAGCUUGUAUUGAAUGGACAGCACUUGGCUUUGGCUCUUGACAGUUCAGCUGGAAUCUGUGAUGUGACGUUGUAUUCUUUUGCUGUCAGCAAACUUAGAAAUGCUUUCUCAUACUUAGUCACAUUUCCAGAUGACGAGGAGUCUCACUAGGAAUAGAAGUUCUGUUUCUAGCUCCUCAAAUUGUGCCAUACAGUUUCAUUUUUUUAAGGUCAAAUAAAAGUGAAGUUAUGUUGGAGUUGCAGUUUAACAUGCCAUAAGGUUGUAAAGUGGUACCGUAUCUCUUCUGCAUCGCUGAAGUCAUCUUUCAUCUCAUCAGAACCCCCUGCAAGUAAGUAAGGGAGCUGAAGAUGUGCACCUGUCCUGACAACUGGUGACACGGACAGGGGGUUGCAAUCUGUAUGUCAAAAUUCCUUUCUCUGAAGGAGUGAGUGAUAGAUUCUCUUUUCCCUUGUUUGACCAACAACUGUUUAAGAGUUAAUUACUGGUCUAGAUCCUCAGCCAUAGUAAAUCAGUGCAGCUAUCAAAGCCGAUUGAGCUGUGUUGAUUUAUUUCAGCCUGUUGUUUUGACAUGGUAACACUUUUCUGAGGAAAUGAUGUGUAAUUAAAUAGAAAGCAAAGGAAAUAAGGUGGCCAGAUCCUGGCAGUCUUUCUCAAUUUGAGAAAAAUUUCAGGAAUAGCCAUUCGUGAGAGGAAAUGGCCUCAAGUUGCACCAGCGAAGGCUCAGAUUGGAUAUUUGGAAACAUUUAUUCACAGAAUGGGUUGAGAAGCAGUGGAACAGGCUGCUCAGGGAAGUGGUGGAGUCGCUGUCCCUGGAGGGGUUUAAAAGCCAUGUAGAGGCUAAGUUUAGGUUAUGGUUGGACUUAAUGAUCUUAAGGGUCUCUUCCAACCAAAGUGAUUCUAUGAUUCGGAUUAAAGUAAGCGUGCAAGUGGAGGAUACAGGCCACUGCACAUAGUGCCCAUCUUACUGAAGUCAAUGAUUUUCAGUAAAGACUUCUUACCCACCAAAUGUACUGGGUUUCGAGAUUGUUACUGAGCCAGGAACACUAAGGAUUUUGUCAAAAUGGAAUGGUUUUAUUUGAAAUAUUAUUUUGGCUAAAAUGUGAAAAUGUGAACUUUGAUGCUGGUGAAUGAUGCAUCUCAGGUUUUUACCGUACGGAUUUUUUUUGGUUUUGUAUCAUAAUGAAUGGAUGCUUUUAGUGCAAUUUAUUCUCCGAGAUAAUGAAAUCUCCCUUUUAAUAUAUUUUUUUUUUUUUCCUUAUUUGUCCAGACACAAGCUGCAGAUACUGGUUUUGCUACCUGCUUUUGACUGCCUUAUGCCUUAACUGCGCAUGCUAAAAGCAAUACUGCAGAUCAGUUGAUAAUGUUUUCCCAAUGGUCUGCCUUUCCACAAUGCGGUACUUGACUUAAAAUGUAGCCAUCAAGUUGCCACAUGCCAAAUGAUCCUCAAAUGUGCUUGUAGCUAGGAAAGAAACUUUUUUUUUUCCUUUUAAAAUGUAUUUAAAAGUCUAAUUAUUCUCUGAAACACUUGAAAAUGGCAUCAUGGUAUUCCAUGUAUAUUGUAUUUCAAUAUGGCUAUAACAGUGGCUCACGAACUGUGGUCUCUGCCAGCUUAUGAUCUGUGGGGCUGUGGUGCAUGUUUUGCAGCUACUUUGUAGUGUUCUCAGUUAAGAGUUUAAUAAUAGGAAGGCAGAGUGGUCCAGGAGAAAUUUUAAUACAUGAUUGUGGUUCGUUAGCACCCAAAAGUUUGGGAAUGGCUGCUCUGUAUCACAUUUGUUGUGUUUCAACAAAUUCUGGUUUUGCAUGUCAUCAGAGAUCGCAACAUUGGUAGGAUGGUAACUCUAUAGUAGGGGUUUUCUAACUUUUAGUGCUGAAGUCUUUAUCUGGGAUGUCAGGGGCCAAUUUAUGAUUUCCCUGUGCCUUCAGUAGUAAUGAAUACAAGUGCAAUCCUUGCUCCAGCUGCAAUGUUGAGUGGUGAGCCCUCCCGAAGCCUUCCUUUUCACGUGGACAUUGCUGCUUUGGGCAAGCUGCGUGCCUGCUUUGGAGAUACCAGGACUAGUAGACAGACACAAAGGGGAAGAAAGGUACAUUUAACAACCCAGACUCGAAAAAUUAAAGAAAAUGCAGAUAUUUUUUUACUUAUGGAUUGAAGGAAUGUGGUAUGGAUUUUCUGAAAGACAAUCAGUGUGGAUUGUAGGUUGCCAAACUGAGAUGGUUGCAUCUCUAAAUAUAGCCACACUGUAUCUACAUAGUAUAUAUUAGUAUGCGUCAUUAAUGAUGGAAUAAAUGGAUAAACAUACUAACUACAUCCUGUUUUAAUUCAGUUUUGGUAAAGGCCUGUCUCAAUCCAUUUAUUCUUCAAAAUAAAACCAACCCAACCCUUCUCUUCAGUGAGAGGCUGUUGGUUUUGUUGUUUUCAUCCUUCUCAGUGGUUAAAAUCUGAUCCCUGAAAGUUCUUCACAAUUAAAGCCUGUGAUUUGUUUACUUAUAACUUAAUAAAUAGCUAAAUCAGGGUUGUUUGUUGCAAUUAGUAUUUCAAACCAAAUGAUAGUGUGAAUGAGUGGUCAUUUUAAUUCCAUUGUAUUUUUAGCUGUAGUGCAGCACUGGCACAGGUAACCCCGCCAUGCUGUGGAAUCUCUAUCUCGGAGUUUUUCAAGGCAGUAGAACAGUUCAGGCUCACUUGAUCUGGUGUUGGCAACAAUCCGCUUCAAGCGUGAAGUUGGACUAGGUGACCUGCAGGGGUCCCUUCUGACCAACAUUUCUGAGAUUGUGUCAAGUUAAACGCCUGAGUUCUGGCAUCCUGUUAUAGCCCUUUGUGUCUGAAAGUUGAAAUACAGCUGAACAGUGAAAUGAACGUGUUGUUUGUAUAACUAAUGUUUUAUUAAUUUGCUCACGGAAAAGACAGUUAGAGAAAUCAGAGUUUUGACCUGCUACAAACAUCGCUGUACUUUUUCAGAGAGUGUAAGAUGUUUUGAUUUGGUAGCGGAGCAAUUUUAUGCAUAACAUUUAAACUGCGUUGUUAAUUUAUAUAGAAGAAAAAUGAAUGGUUUAACAAAUUUGUACUCUUUCUGUGAAAGAAAAAAGAUUCAGCCUUGCUUGCAGUGUAAUGUUGGUUUCUGUUACAGAAAGAAUAUUUGGCUUACGUAAAAAUGCAGACACAUUAAAUCAUAGUAUAUCUAUUUAUACAAUACACAUAAACUAGAAUAAGCAGCAGUGAGGAGUGACUAAUGUUUAUUUUCUUGAAGCUGCUGACCAUACUGCUCCAGCUGUGUUGUGUGCGGGAAAGACGACCAUACUUGCUGCAUUAGUUAUGUUGAAGAUAAAAUGUUACCGCUGUAAUUUGGAGAGGGAGGAGAGAGAAGGUAUUGAGUAUUUUUUAUUUAUAGAGAAGGAUUAUUAUUUCAAAGCCUGUUUAUAUACAGUAUUGACUCUGUAUAUGUGUGUGCUACUGCAACAAUGAAAAUCAUUUUAACACCUCAUUUUGAUCUGCUGAAUACAACAAAGGUAGAAAUAUAUAUUGUAAUAAAAGCAAAUAUAAUUUU
This is a messenger RNA of Columba livia (rock pigeon), 6781 nucleotides long. RefSeq names its product lipin 1 (gene LPIN1). The transcript has 23 exons. The coding region runs from base 149 to 3202 and encodes 1017 amino acids. NCBI's taxonomy places the organism in Eukaryota, Metazoa, Chordata, Aves, Columbiformes, Columbidae. The record is from RefSeq and is a predicted model, not a curated record. Gene Ontology annotation, molecular function: phosphatidate phosphatase activity; transcription coactivator activity. Gene Ontology annotation, cellular component: nucleus; mitochondrial outer membrane. Gene Ontology annotation, biological process: cellular response to insulin stimulus; fatty acid catabolic process; triglyceride biosynthetic process.